This is a messenger RNA of Cottoperca gobio, 1433 nucleotides long. Its product is annotated as zinc finger and SCAN domain-containing protein 12-like. The record is from RefSeq and is a predicted model, not a curated record. Lineage: Eukaryota; Metazoa; Chordata; Actinopteri; Perciformes; Bovichtidae. The transcript has 2 exons. The coding region runs from base 144 to 1166 and encodes 340 amino acids.
AUCCAGCGGAAGUAAACAAUACCACCGCUAUUAGCUUUAGUUGCAUUAUAGAGCAUCUUUGGUUGAAUGCACCUCAUUAUUUAUCUGGAAGAAUAUAUUGUAGUCGUAUCGUAGGAAAUUAAUUUAUUUCUAAUUAGGCAACAAUGUCUUCAGUUCAGUAUUUGAGAGAGUUUGUCAACGAGAGACUAUCUGCUGCUGCUGAAGAAAUAUUCGGAGUUUUUGAAAAGACUAUCGUCGAGUACGAAGAAGAGAUCGAUCGACAACGAAGACUGUUGGAUGUUGUUUGGAAACCUGAAAUAAAGUUACACAGGAUAGAGCUCCCACAGCAACAUGUCUGUGAGCAGGAGGAGGUGCUCACUGACCAGCAGCUCUGUAUUCAGGAGAGGAACUCCAGUCUGGACCAAGAGGACCCAGAGCCUCCACAGAUUAAAGAGGAACAGGAGGAACUCUGCACCAGUCAGGAGGGAGAGCAGCUUGUACUGAAGCAGGAGACUGAUGAAUUUAUGUUGACUCCUACUACUGAGGAAAGUGACCACAGUGAAGAUCAGAGCUUCAAUCCUGAUGAGACUCUAAGUGCAGCAGAGAACGAGUAUGUAGUGAACAUACCAGAUAUAAGCUCUGUGGUACCAGAACCAAACAGUGACCAGCAGCUACUCUCUUACAACUCUCAUAAAGCUGAGAGCCAAAAUCAAAAAGGAGGCAAGCAUGGAGACUCAGGACCAACUACAAAUGCAGAGUCAGAACCAAAGAAAAUACAUCACAUCAGUCACAGUAACAAUGCAUGUAAGAUUCACCUGGAUACUCCCACAGGUAUGACGUUUUUCAAAUGUGAAGCUUGUGGAAAAGAAUUUAAGGAUAAGUCCAGAUUGAACAGACACUUUAUGGUUCACACUGGUGAGAAGCCAUAUUUUUGCAACACCUGUGGGAGAGGUUUUAAUGACAUAUCGACAUUAAGGAGACAUAAAACAAUCCACACAGGUGAAAAGCCAUAUCCAUGCAAAACAUGUGGAAAAUAUUUCAGACUAAAGAGUGACUUGAAAGUCCACAUGAGAACACACACCGGUGAAAAGCCAUAUAGCUGCAACACCUGUGGGAAAAGAUACUGUCGGAUGAUGGACUUGAAAUGGCACAUGAGAAUUACACAUGAAAACAUGGGAGAGUUCUGAGGAGACUUGAGAACUCUCAUGACAGUCGACAUCAGAAGAGCCCACACUAGUGAGAAGCCAUAUAAUUGAAAAGAUUUUUCCAUGUGUCUCAAAUGGCAAGGUAUGUAAGAUUACAGUUAGGCUUGCACUCGCAAACCCGGGACAGUGUUACGCUUCAUACCCAGACAUACCCCAAUUCUCAAAAAGUGAAGAGAAAAUACACUUUUUUUUAAUGGCAACAUCUUUGUAAUUGUAUAUUAAGCAGUUACCAUAAACAAGAGGUCACAA